GGGUGAAAUACAUAUGUAAAACAAAAUAUCAAUCAUCAUCAUCAUUUGUAAAACAAUGCAUACAAUUUAGUUAAUUUCUUAACAUUAGGAAGUCAUCCAAAGAGUAUAGGAAAAAAGAAUAUUAUUGUACCCGACCCGCUAAACCACACGAACAACGUGCCUCUUUUGUCCAGUUUAACUGAACAUUCACAAACACGCCUAUACACACUUUGCUGCUGCAGACACACACACACAGAGACAGAAAACAUGGCGUCUGUUGGCUCCGGCGAGUUACAAUCGGCUAACAUAUUCAUACCGCAGGAGUGGUCCGAUGCCGCCGAUACAAUAGCUUAUGACUCCAACACUUCGCCGGCGCCGGUUGCGCUUGUUUGCGGUCCUAAAAAUAGCGGCAAAACCACUUUGUCUCGUCUCCUUGUUAACGUUCUUCUUCAGAGAUAUAAGAAAGUAGCUUAUUUGGAUACAGAUGUUGGGCAGACAGAGUUUACUCCACCUGGUUUGUUAUCCCUUACUACAAUUGACAAAAUAACUUCAGAUCUGUCAAUUCCAUGCCUAAAAACUCCCGAGAGAUGCUUCUUUUUUGGUGACAUUUCCUCAAAAAGGGAUCCCAAGACAUAUUUGGCUUGCAUUUUUGCCUUGUAUGAUCACUACCAGAAAACAUACCUGUUGAGCAUAGGCGGAAGUCCUGGAAAUGCUGCGGUGCCCCUCGUUAUUAACACAACUGGCUGGGUGAAAGGUAUUGGCUAUGACAUUCUUGUGGAUAUUAUCAAAUACAUCUCUCCUACCCAUGUUGUUAAGAUUUGCAUAUCAGCCGUGAGCAAGAAUCUUCCGGCUGGUGCAUUUUGGUUGGAUGAUGAUAAUGGUGCUGUUGCUACUCUAAUUGAGGUCAACUCUGCUCGUCAGGACUCUUUUAACAGAUCGGUUCUUGUACAGAAGGAUGCACGUCUUCUGCGUGAUCUACGUGUUAUGGCCUAUUUCAGACAAUGCUUUCCAAGUGAUAUGAAGAUCACAACAAUCAAGGAACUCUCUCGAGCAUUAGCUGCCCAUCCUCCAUACGAGAUUCUUAUAUCAAGUAUCAAAAUUAAACAUCUUCAUUGUGAGGUUCCAAAGAGUGAGGUUUUCUACAGCUUGAAUGCAACUAUUGUUGGCUUGGCAGUUGAUUCUGAAGAUUCUGAAAAUUUUCCUGACUGCAUGGGCUUGGGAAUAGUGCGUGCCAUUGACACUUUCAAGCGUGUACUCUAUGUAAUUACCCCUGUUCCAAAAAGCAGUUUGCAGAAGGUGGAUCUUCUAUUGCAGGGCUUUAUCGAGAUUCCGACUUGUUUGUUGCAAGUACAAGGUUGCACCUCACCUUACAUGUCUGCCGAUGUAUUGCCUUCAGCUUAGGCAAUAACUGGGGCGUGCCUAUCUGGAUAACUCACUCUAUCUUGUACAGCUUAGUAGCAGUCAUUCAAGAAGGUUGUUUAUGCUAAGUUAUAUCUACUUCUUUGACAAUCACCUUAUUUAAAAGGUAGAUUUAAGGAACUUAUGAACUUGCUUUGUAAAACGUAAUUAAGUUCAGUAUGACCAAUGUGUCUUUGUUGGGUAGAAAACUUUCUUCUUGUUAUGUACAAUUUAAUCUGUCGGAAUCAUCUUGUUAUUUUGAAA
Capsicum annuum is the source of this 1641-nucleotide messenger RNA. RefSeq names its product polynucleotide 5'-hydroxyl-kinase NOL9. Gene Ontology annotation, cellular component: nucleus. Gene Ontology annotation, biological process: cleavage in ITS2 between 5.8S rRNA and LSU-rRNA of tricistronic rRNA transcript (SSU-rRNA, 5.8S rRNA, LSU-rRNA). The coding region runs from base 247 to 1380 and encodes 377 amino acids. Gene Ontology annotation, molecular function: polynucleotide 5'-hydroxyl-kinase activity. The transcript is spliced from 9 exons. The record is from RefSeq and is a predicted model, not a curated record. Lineage: Eukaryota; Viridiplantae; Streptophyta; Magnoliopsida; Solanales; Solanaceae.